Molecule: messenger RNA, 6501 nt
Organism: Salmo salar (Atlantic salmon)
Lineage: Eukaryota; Metazoa; Chordata; Actinopteri; Salmoniformes; Salmonidae
Product: zinc finger protein 318
Biological process (GO): positive regulation of DNA-templated transcription; negative regulation of DNA-templated transcription
Cellular component (GO): nucleoplasm
Molecular function (GO): nucleic acid binding; zinc ion binding
Source: RefSeq, a predicted model, not a curated record
UAAACCUUUUUCAACCACACGCUUCAGCACGACAGGUGGCGGCAUGCAUCUUUCACGUUGUUUUGCGGACCGCCAGUAAUACCAAAGAAGAAGGUCCAAGCAGGCCGGAAAUCACAACACAUUGAGCGCUGAGUUGUUCGUCAUACACUCAAAUUCAAAUUGCUACAUGGUAGCUUGCAUUUGUUAUCACCAACUGCAGACAGUAAGUAAUAGAACAAGUAAAUGUGCAUACAAUCAGUGCGGUAGUAAGUAGCUGUAAUUGAUAGAAAAGGGCCAAUUUAACAGUGAAAUAUGUAUCGUGGUCGGCCUCUUCCACCUCGAGGAGGGUACCCGCAGCAGUGCGAGGACCGUGGUCCUACUCCUGGCCGGUCUUAUCCUGGGCCACCGUUUAGAGAAGAAAGAGGCAGGCCCAGACCUCCGUUUCAGGGUUACAAUGACGGGCCUUCAGACCCGUACAGGCGUUCUCCGCCGCUCCGGAGGUAUCCUUCUCCCGGUUCAGUAAGUCACAGAGGUCCAGGCGGUGAAUAUUGGGGCAGCGGCCCUCCCCCAAGAGAAAGAUCUCCAUCUUCUCCCCGUGGUGGCAUCCCCACAGACCACAGUCUGGUAAUCACUGUGGGCAAUGAAUUGACUGGACCAGCUGGGGCAGGGCUACCCUCAAGAGACUACCCUCCUUACCUGCCAAAGAGGUCCAGUUAUGAUGGCCCUGACGACCGUGGCCCCAGGAGGCAGAGUCCCAGCAGAGGGAGAAGCCGACCUCGUAGUCGCAGCCCGGGAAUCAGGGGACGGAGCAAGAGCCGUCCUCGUAGUCGCAGCCCUACAAUGGGGGGACAGAGUAAAAGCCGUGCCAGAACUCGCAGCCCUGCAAUGGGGGGAAGGAGUAAAAGCCGUGCCCGAAGUCGCAGCCCUGCAAUGGGGGGACGGAGUAAAAGCCGUGCCCGAAGUCGCAGCCCUGCAAUGGGGGGACAGAGUAAAAGCCGUGCCCGAAGUCGCAGCCCUGCAAUGGGGGGACAGAGUAAAAGCCGUGCCCGAAGUCGCAGCCCUGCAAUGGGGGGACAGAGCAAAAGCCUUACUCAAAGCCGCAGUCCUGAAUUGGAGGGACGGAGUAAAAGCCGGGCCCGAAGCCGCAGCCCUGAAAUGGGGGGACGGAGCAAGAGCCGUCCGCCAAGCAGGUCCCGAAGCAGGAGCAGGAGUUGUGGUCAGAGCUAUGGACAGGCCCGCAGUAUAAGCAGAGCAAAGAGUGUUGGUCCACACAAGAGCAGGAGCCGCAGUGUCAGUACCAGCAGUACCAGCAGUAGCAGUACCAGCAGUAGCAGGAGCAGCAGGGGAGGCGGUAAUAAGAUAAAGAGGAUGAGCAGGUUCAAGGAGCUGGAGUUGGCCCGUCACCACAAAGAGAUGGAAGACAUGAACAUUCCCACCAAGUCCAUCCUGAAGAGGCGCAUGGACUCGGAGACUGACUCCCCUUCAUUUGUGCAGAACAGUGAUUCUCCAAGAGUUACCCCUGGUGCUGAGGCAGAGCGUCUCCUCUCAGCUAUGAAAGGCAUGGACCCUAACAUGUUGGCCACCAUGCUGGGAGAGCUGAGAGAUGACCCACGCAUGGCCCAGGGCAGGCUUGAUCCCAGUGGGAUUGCAGGGAUCCUUGGCUUGUUGGGAGGUGCAUCUGCACCGCAGGAGGAGAAAAGGAAGAGGGUACCAGACAUUGACGAUGAGGAGAAGUUCCUUUAUGGCGAUGAAGAUGAUCUAGAGAAGGGCAGGUCUCCGACUCCAGCAGGAGUUCCCCGUCAACACAGUCUGUCAGAGCUCUAUGGUGAUAUUAUGAGUGAGCCGGCAAGCUAUGGUGCCUCACCGCACCUAGAGGGCCAUCCUGGUAUUGUCGAUCAGAGAAGCUCUCGUCAGCAACAGGUGGACAUGAGGUAUCAGCAUCAAAGCAGGUCCUCUGCCACCCCUGACCAUAAUAUCAAGGUUGAAGAGCCUAAUGACUACCCACUAGGAACAGGACCACUGGAAGGGAAGGAGAAGCAAGACGUGGAGGAGUACGAGAAGAUCCAGGACCUCCUCAAAACCAUUGGGCUGGAUCUGGGGGUGACGGAGAUCAGCAAGAUGGCUGCCAGGACUCAGGAGCGUCUGCAUGGAAAGAGGCCCCCUCCAAAAACCCUUUGUCCUGGGAGGAGGCGGGGUCACCGUGACUCUUCAAGAAGCUCAGACAGGAGCAGAGGCAGGCGUAAGAGCCACAGUGGGAGCAGCUCCAGCAGUGGUAGCAGUCGUAGCGAAAGCCACAGCCUGAGUCGUAGCAGGAGCCUGAGCAGCAGCUGUGAUAACAGAAGGAGCCAGAAGAAGUCACCCCCAUCUGACAAGCGCAGCAUCCAUGGGAAGACUCGAGGCGGCGGAGAGGUGAAGACUGAAACUACUCCAGUGACACCCACCCACCCUUCUAUCUCGAUUCCUGCCUACGCCCAAGCCCAGGCACAUGGUCUGGUACCACCCAACUAUCCACCUCAUGGCUUUGGGCAGUAUGGGAACUGGCCUUACAUGCCCCAACAGUGGCCGAUGUACCCACCUCCAUCUAUGGGCAUGCUGCCUCAAUCUCCCGUUGAAGAUUUUCCGAACGCCCCGCCGUUUGACAGACCAUACUUGAACGUCAUCCAGCCAGAGUUACACCAGGGGGGUGAAAGAAAAGUAUCAUCAAAGAUGGCCGCUCAGGAUAAUGGCAAGGACAGGAGGGUUUUAGAAGAGAGAAAUAAUGAAAGCCAAAAACAAAAGGUUCUUGAAGAACGUGAAAAACUGAGAAAAGACCGAGAGAUCCGCAUGAAGAAGAAAGAUUAUCUCAUGAAGGAACUGGAGAGGUUGCGAAAACAGCAAGGGGAACUGCUGCGCAAAAAGCGGCGUGAAAAGGAUGGCCAUAAGGACCCAUUACUGUCAGAGAUCAGUCGGCUCCAGGAAGAGGUCAUGUCUCAGAUUGCUGUGCUCCGCAACGAGCACGAGGUAGCAGAGAAGAAACGAUGCGAGCUUGACAAAGUGGCUCUUAUUCUCGGUCUACAACCAACUGACAAGCCCCGGCGAGAGGGUAGGGCUUCUGGAGACCUUGAGCAUCCAACACACCCACCACCUCCAGACAAGGAGAAGAAACAGGACCGCGCUCGCAGCCGAGAGGUAUCACCUGGGGUCCAGGCCUCUGCCAAGGCAGCAUCAUUGUCCUUAAGAGCCUCUCCUAAGAAAGCCCCAGCCAGUGCCCAGCCUCCCGAGCAUCCAGCAGACCUGUUUGAAUACUAUGACGCUGGGAACCACUGGUGCAAAAACUGCAAUGUCACUUGUGGUUCCAUGUUUGAUUUUUUCACACACUUGCACAGCAAAUCGCACCGAAAGACUCAGGAUCCUUACAAUCGACCAUGGACGUCAAGUUCCUCCAACAAUGAGAUUAAUAAGAUUUACUCUUCAGGGGAGAAAAUGACUAAACCUGCUAAAGGAUCUGAGUUUUUGGUGCCUGUGAGGGGAUAUUAUUGCCAGCUGUGCGAGGAGUUUUACGGGGAUGCAAUUUGUGCUGAAGAUCAUGCCACGAGUCAUACUCACAAUGAGAAAUACAAGAAACGAAUGUAUGAGUAUCCACUCUACGAACAGAGAAGGAACCUGGAUCGUCAGGCUGGACUCACGUUGGAAGUUGGUGACAAAAAGCACUCUGAGCUCAAACGCAAACACGAAGAGGAAGAAUCCAAAAAGAGCAAAGAGAAGGAGGAAGGGAAACAUAAACGCAGCAAAAAGGACAAGGGAAAGGACAAGGAGAAGUUCAAACACAUGGAGAAAGAGGGGAAGGCGAAGCACAGCAAAAAGGAGAAUUACAAAUAUAACAAGAGGGAGGAGGAGGAAGAGAGGGCCAAGUAUAGCAAAAAGGAGGAAGACGAGAGGUCUUUGUAUAGCAAGAAAGAGGAGAGAUAUAAACAUAGCAAGGAGGGGGAAGAGUGGCCCAAGUACAGUAAGAAGGAUGAAGAGAGAUACAAGCAUAGCGAGGAGGAGGAGUGGUUAACAAAUCGCAGGGAGGAGGAAGAGAGGCCUAGGUCUAGCAGGAUAGAAGAGAGACCCAAGUUUAGUUGGAGGCAUAAUGAGGAGGAGGAAGAGCGGUCCAGAUAUGGUAAGGGGAAAGAGCCCAACCUCAAAUAUAGCAAGAAAGAGGAGACGAGGUGUAGAUCAGAGAGGGAGGAUGGGAAACCUAAGAAUGAAAAGGAGGAAAGACAAUCAAGGAAAGACCAGGGUGAGCGUCAAAGGGAAGAUGAGAAGUCAGGAUCUAGAAAGCAGUCUGAGCCUGAGAAACCCGGUGAGCCUCCCAAAGUCUUCUGUGGGCCUAAUCCAGCAUUGAGAGCAAAGCUGCGCAAGAAAAGUGAGGAAACAGCCAAAGUAGAGCCAAAGGCUCCGUCUGCUUUUGGAAAGUUCAGUUGGAAGAAAAAACUAGAAAAUGAGCUUGCGAAGGAGGCCGAGAGAGUGGCUGCUGAGUUCCUGAAGGAAGAUGAGGCAGAUGUUGAAGAGGAUGACGACCCGGAUGCGUUUUCAAAGUCUGUGGCCGCAGCCAAGAGCAUUGCUAUCAAGCUGUCAGGGAAGACAGUCAUCCCCCCAACUAACACAUGGGUACCCUUCAACUCUGGGAAAAUACGCCCAAACCUUCCUGCUCCCUCCAUGGUCCUGAGAAAGUCCUCCGGACUUGGGCCCUGGGUCUAUGCUAAACCGGCCCCUCUCAACACCUUCCCCUCUAUCAGACCACCCGGGGCCAGUGGAGAGACGCCUCUGCCUGUCGUACAGAACCAGCCUAAAAAGGACCCUGUACUGGCAGCAGACAUCAUUUCGAAGGCGUUCUGUGGUGAGGAAGUGGAGUCAGCAGAUGGCACCGGGAAGCCAGGUCCUAAUUUUACACCAGACAAAAACAAAGCUUCCACAAUGGAGUCCGAUAGUCAAGCCCCCACAUCCAUGCCUUCAACAGUGACGUCGGAGUUCAAGACUCCCCUGCCUCCCCCGCCUGUCCUGAUCAUGAUGUCCAUGGAGUCGGAUGUAUCUGCACCAGGAGUCCCUGAGAGUGAGCAGAAUGUCCCUGUGAUGGUCACACCCCCUCCUUUCAUGCAGAGACCCCCAAGUGAGGUAAUGAAGAAAUCAGAAAAACCGAAGUCUAGCCUAGCUGCUGCAAAAGCACAAGAUUUAUUUGACAUAUUUUAUAGCAGCAGUACCACAGCCAGUACCACAUCCACCACCAGCACUGUCAUGUCCAUUAAAGCAGUCAUAGAGUCCAAAGCUGCUCCGAAUUACUUAAAGAACAGCGAAGCCUUGGAGGUUCCGGCCCCACAAACAGAGCAAAUCCAACCUGAGCUCCCAGCUCUUGACAACAGUAACACCAUUGAAACUGACACAAACGAGUCAAUGGAGACUGAGCGUGGGUCUGACCCACAGCCCAAGGAAGAUGCACCUGAGAAUGCCCUGAUACCUUUGGAUAACCCAUCAGAUACUCUGGGUAUCUCAACAGAGACCCUGGAUCUCCCAACAGAAGUGUUGGGCUUAGAUCUGUUCGAUUUAAAUUUUGAUUAACAGAUCCCACUAGAAUGCAGGCCAUUGGAGGGUGGGUAUUUUAGGUAGUUGAUGGGAUUAGAGUGUACAUUAGAGGGGAACAAAUAGUAACCAACACAUCCCUCUGAUUAGGAAACUAAGCCCUGUUGCCUUGGGCAGGGGGAUGUUUGUCAUGAAUCUUGCCCUGGAGGCAGAACUGAGUGAUUUCCGCUAGAUGGGCCAACUGCAAAGUCAUAAUUGGCUAUAUCGUAAAAAUGUAAGGUUAGAUUUUAUGACUUUGUGGCUGUGCCACCUAGUGAUCACUGCAGAGUUGCCCCCAGUACAUAAAUCAUCCCAAUAAAUGCCAACCUACGUAACUUAGUGGCCAGAGCAGGCAGCUUGAACUUGAAUGGAUAAGGAAAUUAAACUUCCACUGAAAGAGAUGAGACAUUCUUAAGUGAUGAAUCUUCAGAAAUGUUGAAGCUUGUGCUGCAGUUCUUUUUGUGUUGAAUAAUUUCUUCAUUCAUCUCAACUUUUCUUUACUGAAAGUAAUGUACACUACCAUGCUUAUUGAUGACUCUGGUUUUGUGUGUAUCCAUGUUCAGCCUCUUAAGCAAUUAGUUAUUUUCUCUUUAAACGAUUGAAAGGUAUUUUAAUACAGGAACAAGAGAAAAGGUUAAAAGAAAACAGAAUUUGGUAAGGUAGUGCAGCAUGGACCAAAAUAUCUGAACGAUGUUUUCUUUUACAGUUGUGCCAUGUAAUAUCUGUCACUCUUUACAGCACCCUCCAGAAAAGAUGUGGAUAUAUAUAUAUAUAUACUCAAGAACACUACCUUGGAAUUGUUGCUCCUUUUUUUAACUUUCCAUUGGUUCACUGGCUGUACUAUGUGCAAUGCUAUUCUGUGUUAGUUAGUGAAAAUAAUCAAACUGGUUGUCCCUUUAACUGUUGUUGCUAAAGUAGAAUUUAAAUAAAUGUCAGUGACCACAA